UUCCUCGUGUUUUAACUGUACUUUGAUCAAACUUGUGAUCGCUGCUAAUCAGCAGUCAGAGAACUGUGAGAAGUGAACAUAUAUACACAUAUAUCAUAUAUAUAUAUAAUCAGUGUGACUGACGAGGAGACGCCAUGAAGAGACGAGUGGUUCAAAAGACUCCUUCAACUUCCGGAGUGGGAGCAGCUCAGAGAACUAAGCAGAGGAAGGAGGAGACCCUGUCCCGAUGGUGGCUGAAAAGAAGCUUAUUGGCCGUCUUUGUCGUCUUCAUAUUGGUGCCCGCCUCGCUGACAACACUCCCAGAUUUAAUUCAGCACUUUGUUUACACUCACAGAAUCAGGCUGCCGUUCUUCCUUGACCUCCGCCAACCUGCUGAUCUCUCCCUUAAUCACACAAUCAACAUGUACUUAACAUCAGAGAAGGGAAUCUCCCUCGGCGUAUGGCACACUGUCCCUGAAAGUCGGUGGAAGGAGGCACGGGGGAAGGACUUGGCGUGGUACCAGAACACUUUAAGCGAUGGAAGGCCAGUUUUCAUAUAUCUUCAUGGGAACACGGGCACAAGGGCAGCCUCUCAUCGGGUGGGAGUGGCAAAAAUAUUGAGUUCACUUGAUUUCCACGUGCUGGUGCCUGACUACAGAGGGUUUGGAGACUCCACUGGGGAGCCGACUGAGGCCGGACUGACCACUGACGCCCUCUACUUGUACAACUGGGUCAAAGCUCGCAGUGGAAACAGCCUGGUUGUCUUCUGGGGACACUCUCUUGGCACCGGUGUGGGCACCAACACUGCAGCAAAACUGAUUGAGCAAGGUGUAGUUCUUGACGGUGUCAUCUUGGAGGGUGCAUUUAAUACUGCUAGACAGCCGAUUACAGAUCAUCCAUUUACUUGGUAUUACUGGAAACUUCCAGGCACUGGAUACUUUUUCCCGGAACCAUGGGCAGAAAACAAGUGUUUUUUUCCUACUGAAGAAAAUUUGAAGAAAAUGAAAAGUCCAAUACUUUUCCUUCAUUCAGAGGACGAUCACCUAGUUCCCAUUCAGAUUGCUCAGCAGAUGUACGAGGUGGCAGUGAGUGCCCAGAAUGCAGAGCAAGUGAAGAUAGUUUCAUUCGAUGGUUCUCUGGGGUACCUGCACAACGGCUUGUACCGAGACCCUAGUGUGCCUGACAUCAUUAAGAACUUUGUGCUGUCGUUGUAAUGAGGGCAAGACAAUGGAAACCGAAAAACCACGCCACAUUCCAGAUGAUUUCAUUUCAAUAUUUUUGAUUUGUCUUUACUGCUGCAUAUGAAUAAAUAUAUGAUCCACAAUGUUUGUGAUGAAUACAAAUAAAAUUGUUUAGGGGAAUCAAUAGCUGUAAAUUUAAUUUUUAAAGUUGCAAUUGCUUAGGAAGGAUUACAUUCUUAACUGCUGUUUUUUUUAUUAUAUCUGUCAACAAUAAAUCAUCCUGACUUAACAGAACUAUGAA
This is a messenger RNA of Hippoglossus stenolepis (Pacific halibut), 1461 nucleotides long. RefSeq names its product Monoacylglycerol lipase ABHD12-like. The record is from RefSeq and is a predicted model, not a curated record. Gene Ontology annotation, molecular function: phosphatidylcholine lysophospholipase A1 activity; monoacylglycerol lipase activity. Bases 135 to 1193 code for a protein of 352 amino acids. NCBI's taxonomy places the organism in Eukaryota, Metazoa, Chordata, Actinopteri, Pleuronectiformes, Pleuronectidae. Gene Ontology annotation, biological process: phosphatidylserine catabolic process; monoacylglycerol catabolic process. The transcript is spliced from 13 exons. Gene Ontology annotation, cellular component: endoplasmic reticulum membrane.